CUCCUGAGGUGCUGCUUGGCCUGCUGUGUUCAUCCAGCCUCACACUUGGAUUCUCCAGUAUCUGCAGUUCCCAUUAUCUCUGAUAGGUGGACGAGAUAUAAAUUCGAGAGCUUGACUGUUCCGGGCGCAGAGGAGAGAGAGAGAGAAGGAAAGAGCGAAAUGCUUUUCGAGGCGCCUGAUGGGAACCACUUGCCAAUCGUUGCUGAAGCUCAGCGGACAGUGGGAGCCCUUCCUCUCACUUUUCCAGGAGGUAUGGAGGAGAUGAACACAGUCAAACCGAGCUGGAAAACUCGCAGUUGUAAUUUCAGGAGCAUCAAGCUCUUUGUUCUUUGCCAUGGAAUGUUGCAGUGUUCCCAGCUCCUGUACAGUGCCUACUUCAAAAGCAACAUCGUUACCAUUGAGAAACGAUUUGGGCUCUCCAGCUUUUCGUCUGGCUUCUUGUCCAGCCUGCAUGAGAUUGGGAACUCACUUCUGAUUGUUUUUGUCAGUUACUUUGGAAGUCGUGUUCACCGACCAAGAUUGAUUGGAAUGGGUGGACUUCUCCUUAGUUUCGGAGCUUUCUUGCUCACCAUUCCUCACUUCAUUUCUGAACGUUACGAGUAUUCCAAGGCAACAAAUGAAAAUGUAAACUAUUCCAACAUUGACAUCUGUCAUCCAGAGAACCAGACACAAAGCGUGGACAACUGUACUAAGUUCACAACACACUCAAGCAAUAUGAGCAUUGUAUGGGUAAUAAUUGUCAUUGCCCAGCUAAUAGUGGGCAUUGGGACUGUGCCUAUUCAGCCCUUUGGCAUUUCAUAUGUGGAUGAUUUUGCUAAACCUUCAAACUCUCCAAUAUAUAUUGCAAUCCUGUUUGCAAUAUCUGUCUUUGGACCUGCCUUCGGCUACUUACUAGGAUCGGUGAUGUUACAGUUAUUUGUGGAUCUGGACAAGAUGAGCCCAGCUACCAUUGAUUUGAAGCCCAGUGACCCUCGCUGGAUUGGUGCUUGGUGGCUGGGAUUGUUAAUAUCAAGCAGCAUUCUGGCCAUCACCUCUGUCCCUUAUUUCUUUUUCCCUCGAGAAAUGACUCCCCAAAAGAAGUCAGGCAGCGAGGCUGAUAUGCUCAGUGAGAUGGACGAACAAAAGGUGAAAGAAAUGUCACUUCAAGAAUUUGUCAAGAUGUUUCCCAAAAUGUUUGCCAAGUUGCUGUUGAAUCCAUUAUUUGUCAUUAUCGUGCUGGCUCAGUGCAGUUUCUCUUCCAUGAUUGCUGGUCUGUCGACAUACUUCAAUAAGUUCCUGGAACAGCAGUACUCCACAACAGCAUCCCAUGCAAAUUUCCUCAUAGGAUCUAUAAUGCUGCCGGCUAUUGCUAUAGGAAUGAUCCUUGGUGGGCUUUUUAUGAAGCGUUUCCAUCUCUCCCUGGCAAAGAUCCCCUGGUGCUCAGCCAGCGUUCUGAGUCUGGUCAUUAUUCUAACCAUUCCUUUGUUUUUCUUGGGAUGCUCAACUCAGAAAAUUGCUGGAAUCAAUUAUAGUAAAGAUGGAAACAGGUCCUCUUCAUUCAGUCUCCAGACUGACUGUAAUGCUCAUUGCUUCUGCUUUGAUUAUACCUACAACCCAGUGUGUGGAGUGGAUGCCGUAGAAUAUAUCUCACCGUGCCAUGCUGGUUGUACACAUUCUAUCUUCAAUCAAUCCACAGGAAUGAUUAUGACUCACUUGAAUUGUAGCUGCAUUCAGACACCCAACAACGAGGACUAUGCUCACCCUGGACACUGCAAUGUCAACUGCACCCACUUGCUUCUUUCAAUGGUUGUUAGCAUCGCUUUAAUUGGAUUGAUAGCUUCGCUCACCCACAAUCCUCUCUACAUGACAGUGCUCCGAGUGGUGAGACAAGAAGAAAAAUCAUUUGCAAUUGGGAUUCAGUUUCUGAUAAUGAGGCUAUUUGCAUGGUUACCAGCUCCUGCUCUGUUUGGUGCUGUCAUAGAUUCAACUUGCAUUGGGUGGAAUAAGACAUGCACUGGAAAGAGUGCAGCAUGUGCUUACUAUGAUAACGCUUUAUUGAGGAAUAGGUAUUUGGGUCUACAACUCGGUUAUAAUACCCUUGGAACAUUGCUCUUACUGAUUGCUGGUUGGAAAGCAAAGAAAUUCGGUGCACGUAAAAUUGCUGUACAGAACACAAGGUCCUCCAGUGGAUUUAAUGGGAACUGACAUGAUUGACCAACCUACAAAUUAUUUUGUUUCUGUACCUGAAUCAUUUACGUAACAGAACUUUGAUUUUCUACUGUUGAUUUUUUCAGAGUUACAAUCAUUACACAUAUUUGACAGGUAGAAAAAUUUGAGCAAUGUGAAGAGCCCUUAAUAACAACAACUUGCAUUUAUUCAGCACCUUUAAUGCAGUUAAACAAUAGACAAUAGGUGCAGGAAUAGGCCAUUCGACCCUUCAUGCCAGCACCACCAACAUCCCAAGACAGGGACGAUACAAAGUAAAAUUAACAUCAAACCACAGAAGGAAAUAUUCAAUCAAAGCCUUUGCUCAAAGAACAUGACUGAGCAUCUUAAAGGAGAGACAGAGAGACAAGAAAGAGACAGAUGAGAGACAGACAGAGAAAGAGAGACAGAUGGACAAACAGUGCCAGAGACAGAUGAGAGAGACAGAUGGGAGAAAGACAGGGAGAUGAGAGUGAGAGAUACAAGUGAGACAGAUAAGAGUGAGAGACCGACAGAGAGAUGGGAAAGAGACAGACAGACAGAUGAGAGAGAGACAGAUGACAGUGAGAGACAGACAGACAAGAGAAAUGGACAGGCGACCAAGAGAAACACAAAGAAAAACCAGUUAGAGAGACAUAGUAAAACACACACAAACACACAGAGUUGAAGAGAUGGAGAGGCUUGGGGAGCAAGUUCUAGUGUUCAUCGUGUCUGUUGAAAACACAACUGCUGAUUCUGGGGAGAUAAAUGGUCAAGCAGGAGGCAGCAGGCAGAAACUGUUAAUUUUUGAAAAUAUUACAAUGCUGCAGGAGUUUAUAUGAAUAAUGAGGACCGAGGCCGUGGUUUGAAACAAGAACAGAAACUUUGCUGGAGCAGAAGUUUAAGUCAUUGUUAUGAUGCAGGGAUAGCAAGCCAAACAAAAUCAACCUCAGCGUCAGAGAUAAUGGGAACUGCAGAUGCUGGAGAAUUCCAAGAUAACAAAAUGUGAGGCUGGAUGAACACAGCUGGCCAAGCAGCAUCUCAGGAGCACAAAAGCUGACGUUUCGGGCCUAGACCCUUCAUCAGAGAGGGGGAUGGGGAGAGGGAACUGGAAUAAAUAGGGAGAGAGGGGGAGGCGGACCGAAGAUGGAGAGUGAAGAAGAUAGGUGGAGAGAGUAUAGUUGGGGAGGUAGGGAGGGGAUAGGUCAGUCCAGGGAAGACGGACAGGUCAAGGAGGUGGGAUGAGGUUAGUAGG
This is a messenger RNA of Stegostoma tigrinum, 3418 nucleotides long. RefSeq names its product solute carrier organic anion transporter family member 2A1-like. Gene Ontology annotation, biological process: prostaglandin transport; transmembrane transport; sodium-independent organic anion transport. The coding region runs from base 160 to 2184 and encodes 674 amino acids. The transcript is spliced from 15 exons. Gene Ontology annotation, molecular function: prostaglandin transmembrane transporter activity; protein binding. The record is from RefSeq and is a predicted model, not a curated record. Lineage: Eukaryota; Metazoa; Chordata; Chondrichthyes; Orectolobiformes; Stegostomatidae. Gene Ontology annotation, cellular component: membrane.